AUGCCAAAAGCCUACAAAGCGCGCUCCACGCUGCAAAACAUCGCUUGCAAAUGGUACUCCGAAGACCACGACAUCCACGACCCCAGCGUCUCUGCCCUCGUACGAAAUCGCGCCGGAGCACUACAAAAGAAUGGUCUUUUGGGGUGCGAGAUUGUGAAGUUUGAGGUUAUUCUCCCGAAUGUGGCGACGCUUGAUGCCGUGCCGACGUUUUACUGGCCCUUGCUCGUCACAACACCCGAAGGAACAACAUAUAUUCUCAAAAAAGACACAGACUUGCAACUCCCCGCUGGCGUAGAACACUACGAGGUCAGUGUCUGGGGCGCAGAUGUCAACGUCUUCAAUCCAGAGCGCUUCCUCCCAUCAUCCAAGGGAAGCACAGAGGAUGAGCGCAAGCGAAAAGCAGCGUACAUACCCUUCGGAGGCGGUCGCCAUCUGUGUCCAGGCCGCAACCUCGCUUUAGCAGAGAUAAUCGGCUUCGCGUCUGCUCUACUACUGGGUUUUGAGAUUGAGGCUGUGGGGAUGGGCUUUGGCAAUGUCAAGAUGCUGGGACCGCAGCUUGCAGGCGGGACGGUAAGGCCUGAGAGGUAUGGCGCUGGGUUGGGGGCUGAGAUAGCGAUGAGGCAGGGAUGGGAGGAUGUGGAGUGGAGGUUUGAGUGUUGA
Fusarium odoratissimum NRRL 54006 is the source of this 660-nucleotide messenger RNA. RefSeq lists its product as uncharacterized. Lineage: Eukaryota; Fungi; Ascomycota; Sordariomycetes; Hypocreales; Nectriaceae. Gene Ontology annotation, molecular function: monooxygenase activity; iron ion binding; oxidoreductase activity, acting on paired donors, with incorporation or reduction of molecular oxygen. The transcript has 2 exons. The record is from RefSeq and is a predicted model, not a curated record. The coding region runs from base 1 to 660 and encodes 219 amino acids.